CCUGUGCGAUCACUUUGCCACUGUGCUGACACGAGUCACUGACUGUCUUCACAGCAUCUUCACUGCAUUACAGCGGACAACACUGACUUGUCUCCAUGUCAUCCGACCAGGACAACUGCUACCUGUGUAAGGAAUACCUCAGGGAUCCCGUGUCCAUCCCAUGUGGCCACAUCUUCUGCUCCAUUUGUCUGAAGACAUACUGGGACCAUGCUGACCACACAGGAUCCUACCUCUGCCCACAGUGCAGGGUCACCUACAACAAGAGGCCCACCCCGAGACGCAUGGGCGGCUCCCGGCAGUCCACCAUGCAGCGCAGCACCGAAGCCUUUCCACCUCCGCCUCCGUCCCCUGACUACAACUACGCAGGACCCCAGGACGUAGGUUGUGACAUCUGCAUUGGCAAGAAGCACAAAGCCAUCAAGACCUGCCUGAUGUGUCUGGCCUCCUACUGCGAGAAGCAUCUCAAGCCCCACUUUGAGUCAGCCACGUUCAAAAGGCACAAGCUGGUGGACGAAAUCGGCCACCUGGACAGACAGAUCUGUCCCCAGCAUCAGAAGGGUCUGGAGCUGUUCUGUCGCACCGACCAGAUGUGCAUCUGUGUGCUGUGCACGGUGAAAGAACACAAAGGUCACGAUAUGGUGUCUGCUGAGCAGGAGAGGGCAGAAGAGCAGCAACGGCUGGGCGCCACCCAGGCCGAGAUCCAGGAGAAGAUUCACGACCGACUCAAGCAGAUGGAGGAGCUAAAACAAGCAGUGGACUCACUCAAGAACUCAGCCCAGAGAGCAAUGCAGGAAUGUGAGAAGAUGUUUAGCGACAUGAUACGCUCCAUCGAGAGGAUGCAGCAGGAGAUGACCAAGCUGAUCUCCUCCAACAAGAGAGCAGCACUGAACAACGCAGAGGGCCACAUGGAGCGUCUGAGCCAUGAGAUCGCCGAUCUGAAGAGGAGAGACAACGAGAUUACCCAGCUGUCCCGCACUGAGGACCACAUCCACUUCAUCCAGAGCUACCACAUGCUGAUAGCGCAGACGGAGGCUGAGGAGCUGCCUACAGUGAGCGUUAACCCCUACUUCACCUUCGGCCCAGUCACCAAGGCCGUCUCUGAGAUGAAACAGCACCUGAAUGAGUUCAGCAAUGAUGAGCUGGUGAAGGUGGCCAAGGCAGUUAACAAAAUGUCCUUCUGCCAGCUGGAUGAAUCCAAAAAGAGACGGUCAAUAAAAAGUGAUGAAGCUGCCAUGUACAAGCCUGUACCAGUCCAGGAACCUCAGUACAGGGACGAGUUCCUGAAAUAUGCUUGCCAGCUCACUCUGGACCCGAACACAGCCUACAGACAGCUCUACCUAUCUCGGGGGAACAGGAAAGCUGCCCUCAAAAGAGACCCCCAGUCCUACGGUGACAACCCUGCCCGGUUCGACUCCCUGCCCCAGGUCCUGUGUAUGGAGCCUCUCUCUGGAGGAGCUUACUACUGGGAGGUUGACUGGAGCGGGGAGGGGGCUGCCAUCGGAGUCACCUACAAAGGCAUCAAGAGGACGGGCUACGGAGACAGCUGCCGCAUCGGCUACAACCGCAAGUCGUGGAGCCUCUUCUGCUCCGAUUCCAGCUACUCAGCCCGCCACAACAAAGACCAGAUAGAGAUCAACGCACCCUACUCAUCACGUAUAGGGGUGUUCCUAGACCACACAGGGGGGACCCUCUCUUUCUACACUGUAGGGGACACCAUGUCUCUCAUCCACCGCUUCAAGGUCUCCUUCAGUGAGGCUGUCUAUCCAGGCUUCUGGGUUUGGUACGAGUCCGCUAUCAACCUCAUCCAGCUGUGAUUAACUUCCAGUGAUCGAUGUACAACUGUGGUUCAGCUUUGUGAUUGAUUUACAGAACAAAAGCAUGAAUAUCCUUUGAUUAUAUGUUGUAAUUACUUGAAAUGAUUGGAUACUUUGUUGCUUUUUAUUUAGACUCCAUACAGAAUGUGGAUCAGGGGGACUGUUCUUGAUGACUGUGAAUAUUUUGCAAAUCAACAUGUAAGAUCAAGUUUAUAAAGUGAACGAGCGUUUAAAUGAUUAUUUCAAAAAAUGUACUUGCUGUACUUGAUUGAAAUAUGCCAUGUGAUCAUUUAUAUAGAUUAUGCUACAUUUAUUUUUAUCAAUAAAAACAGUUUAUAACAAGGA
Molecule: messenger RNA, 2159 nt
Organism: Chelmon rostratus (copperband butterflyfish)
Lineage: Eukaryota; Metazoa; Chordata; Actinopteri; Chaetodontiformes; Chaetodontidae
Gene: ftr83
Product: finTRIM family, member 83
Exons: 7
Coding region: 96-1814 (572 amino acids)
Molecular function (GO): protein binding; zinc ion binding
Source: RefSeq, a predicted model, not a curated record